Cydia pomonella (codling moth) is the source of this 5712-nucleotide messenger RNA. RefSeq lists its product as uncharacterized. NCBI's taxonomy places the organism in Eukaryota, Metazoa, Arthropoda, Insecta, Lepidoptera, Tortricidae. The record is from RefSeq and is a predicted model, not a curated record. The transcript has 4 exons. Bases 61 to 2700 code for a protein of 879 amino acids.
AGUUUUUAUAACCAGAUUUAUAAAUAUUGAUUCACAUAAAACGGUUGGUUUAUAAACAAAAUGAAGGAGAUUUUCUUAAUCUUCGUCGCUAUUCUGUGGUAUAUCGUGGAGAGCGCCAAGAUUCGGGCAACCCGCAGGCAAUGGAUUCAGUAUCAACCACCCAACCGAAACAUUUUUCCUGUCCAAAACCAAUACUUCAAUUGGCAGUACCCGAACCAAAAAUUCCCGAUUUACCCGAAAAGUAAACUCGUAUAUAGCUAUAUUAACCCGCUCGGUGAGCGAUUUAAUAUGUAUGGAGUUAAUAAAGGAAAUAUUGGUGCAUAUACCGCUUAUCUAAAUGGACAAUUUGCAAAUAGAGGACAAAAUAUGUAUCAAAAUUGGCCUGGAUCUCGCCAGACGGCCUGGUGGGUAAAUAGAGGGCUAAUUGGUCAAGCAGGAUAUCAAAACUGGCUUAAUUCUUUUGGAACACCUAUUGUUUAUAAAAACUUAGUCGGAACACGUACUUUUUAUAACAACUUGGCCAAUGGAGGACACGAUCUGAAUUUAUCUAUUAAUCGAAAUGAUAACUCUGAAAGUAAAGGGCAAGAUGAUUCUGAUAUUGACAUUCGCAAUAGCGCACCAAACCCUGAACAAGUUAAUUAUUCAGUUAAACAUAAUAUCCAAAAUGAAGAAAAUGAAAGCCAAAAAAAUACUUUUUUUGCCAAAAGUGGUGUGUAUGGGAAACAAAAAACUCAAUUUAAUAUCAAUAAGGAAGAAAGUGGCUCAUUUUUUUCAGUCACUGAUCACAAUGCGAUAAGUUUAGCAAAUAUCGAUGUUUAUGAUUUAGAUCAAAAUAAAUUAGACGUUGCCAACGAAGCUUCACUACAAGAUGUUGCGAGUGAAGUUAGUACUGAAAACGUAGAAAAUAUCAGUAAUAGUAUUUUAACAGAAGAUGAAACACAAAACUGGGCUGACGAAACACACAGUGAAAAUACAGUGACAAUUGGUGGCUGGAACAGUGAUAAUGUCAAAAAUGAUUUGACUUCUGAUAAUGAAGAUAUUAUCACAGACGUUGAAGCUGACAACGAAGACAAUACUGGCACAGAAAGUUACAUGGCUGAAAAUCUUAUUUCAACAGGACACAAGAGUUCUGUUGAUAGAAAUGGACUAAACGUGGCCGAUGCUCGUCUUCAAAAACAAUUCAAAGAAGUUGGUCGAAGCAUUGACCUCACCGCUCUAUUACAGAAUUGGAGUCCUCUUCCUCAUAGGAACUUAUAUCCUGCAAAUCAAAAUAAUCUAAACUGGGUAUCCAAUUAUCCAUUCCUUGUGAACGGACAUAACAGAAUGAAUGUAAAACCUUUUCGGGUCCAACCCUUCGGCUGGCCACCAAACCAACAACAAAUGAUUAGAUAUAAUAUGCCAUGGAAUGGUUUUUACGGAAAUUAUCAACAACCACGCCCUACUCAUCCAAACUUUAUACCAAGAUUUACAAAAUGGAUUUUACCUCUUCGAGAAAAACAAAACUGGGCCAACGCAAUACACAGUGAUAACACAGUGACAGUGAGUGGCUUGAACAGUGAUGAUGUAAAAGAGAUUCAUGAUGAUAAUGAAGAAAGUGUUCACCCAGUGACUCUGAUACCGGAAAACGAUUUCACUUCUGCUAAUAAUGAAGAUACUAUCACAGAUGAAGUUGACAACAAAGACAAUGGUACAGUGAUAGUGAGUGACACGAACAGUGACAAUGUCAAAGAGAUUCAUGCUGAUAAUGAAGAAAGUGUUCACCCGGUGACCGUGAUACCUGAAAACGAUUUGGUUUCUCCUGAUAAUGAGGAUAUUAACACAGAUGUUGAAGAGGGCAACAAAGACAAUACUGGCACGGAGAGUAUCAUGUCUGAAAAUAUUAUUACAACAGACGACAAGAGUACUGUUGAUAGAAGUGGACUGUACGAGGCCGAUGUUCGUCUUCAAAAUAUUAUAUCUUCACGAGAAAUAAUUUCUCCAGAACAAGUAAAUAAUCUUGUUCCACGUAUUUGCUUCAAUCCGAAUGUAAUAAAUAUUAAACCAGGAUAUGAAAGAUUCACAUCAGCAAAAGCUAGACUUAACACUUUCCUGAAAAUGCUUCAAAUGUUUGGUAUACGCCACUUACCGCGAUAUAUCUACAAAAACGUACCAUCUCAGAACUUGGAUAUGGAAUAUGACCUGGAUGAAAGACGUCCUUUUGAUUUUGAUUAUGCUGAAGAUGCUGUUCAACCAAGCCUUUACAGAAAGUUUCCAUUUUUAUAUCAAAGACCACGAAAAGUUAUAAAUUUUCCGGGACGAUUUAAUAGAUACAGACAGUCUUAUGCUGAUGCACGUGAGCUUGAUAUUGAAUCAGCAAUUUUGAGACCAAAUGAAACUCCUUCAAAUGAUGCAAAUAAUGCUAAUGAGAUAUACUUUAAGCUUCCCGAAUCCCAUUUUUUCAAACAUAAUCAUAUUGCUAAACAUGAUUAUGAUACAAAAAAUCACGUUGGAUCUUUGCUAACAAUAAAUUUAGAAAAUAUGAUGCGGGAUGAACUAAACACACCAGAGGCUUCAGAAAAGUAUGUUCGUCAAUUGAUAGUAGAUAUAGUAGCUGACUUAGUAAGAUUCCCCUCCUCUAAUAAAUGUCACAGUGAAAAUAUUACAAAAUUAUUAGAAGGAAUAAAAGAUAUUGUCGAUGCGUUGAAAUCAGAGCAGUGCUAAAAACACAUUAAUGAUUACUGGAGCAGAAGAAUAGAUUUUACUUUCGCCACUAAAAUUUGACGACAUAAAUAUAAUUAUUAUUCCAUAUAUAAUAAAGGAAAUUUUUGAAAGUCUACUUUUGAUUUCCUGUAAAUAAUAAUAUUUAAAAAUCACCUGAAGCUUAAUAACAUGUUAGACAAGCCAAUUAAAAUAAUGCAAUUUUGAUAACAUUUAGCAUUAUAUUUUUCAUUUUAAAUUUAGCGCACUGGAUUUAAAUUGUGUAGCCUAUUACUUUUCAACAUGUUCAUGUAGCAAUAUAGUUAUAUAAAUCGAUUAUAAUAUAUAGAAUUCUGUAAAUAUGUAAUACAAUAAAUUAUAAUAUAUUUAAAGGCAAUGAAAAGCAAAGCGACGCAAUAUAAAAUUUAUAUAUCUGUAGAACUGAACGUUCAUUCUCAGCAUUAAAGUUCCUAUUUGAGUAAUCGCUUCGAUUUUCAUUACCUCUUUAACUCAUAACUGCUCCUAAGUGCUAUAAUAUUGACCGUUAAAUCAGAUUUCAUGGCUUAUAAUGUGACAUUGUGUUUCUAUUAAUUCUCGCCUCGUAUUUAUACGGCUGGUAUUUGGGGGUGCAGUAUUUGCAAUAUGUGGCUUUGGGUAGGUUUAUAUUUGACAUCGGCAGUUGUCACAGCUCAGAAUACCGUUCUUUCUACUAAUGAAAACAAAUUGCCAAAUAAUACCAAAUGUGAAGAGGUGUUACUUAAACUCUGGACGAUAUUUGCUAACCAGCUAUAUGAAGAUGGAGGUGCUGUGAUAGUUCCAAGUCAAGAUCAUAUUAUAUACGCCUUAACAUUGAUAAAAAAAUCUAUAUUAGAUAAAGAAGAUGUUGAAAAUGUAGAUCUUAAAGAAAGAUUGUUUCUUCGUGAAGCAGAACUAGCGAAAUCUAAAGGAGUAUAUCUAUACGAUAAUAGGCCUUUACAAGCUUUGCUCGAUCAAGAAUUGAUUACGAAUGAGAAUCAAAAUGUUGGAGUCAAACCGUCGCAAUAUAAUCUUAACAAUGCUGCAUAUACUCAUCAAUUCAUUGGGUUAAAUACUAAUGAGAAAGAAUCUACAAGAAAUCGUGUUGAAAGCAUUCCCAAUACAAUAGGUCAGGAACAUGACUUAAAUAUGGCUGAUUCAAAUAAAAUACUUCACGCAGUUCAACUCUCAAAGGAGACAAAUCAUCUCCUUGGGAGCGAUUAUAUAGCUGAUUUAGAUCACGCUAAGGGGGUUGCUGAUAAAAUGAACAAAUUAUAUGAAUCAAGCAAUGAAUAUAAAUAUACUUCGAAUUCUCAGCAACCACUUCGUAAUCUUAAUGAGAAUUUUGUAGGUGCCAGCGUAGGAGUAGUGGAUACUCCAUGGAUGUCAUCUUUUUAUCCUAAGCCUGCUGUCGUGCAAGCAAGUUAUGAAUCACCUACAAAUAACAUAAAUCAAGAUCGCGACUUCGGCCAGUCAAAUACUUUGUAUAAUAUACCGACACAAGGCAUGAACAAUAACGCUUUUAACCAAUCCUACACAUCAAUCACGAAUGCAGUGCAAUCGAAUGCAAAUGGAAUUAAAAACGCGAUACCUAAACCAGAAUAUACAAAUCAAUUUAACACAUUCGUUAAUGCUAAAUAUCACCCUAAUCCUGCUCACUAUGGUGAAGCAACGAAAGAAGUAUUACCAAGUGAUCCUCCUAUAACUAGUAACGCAUAUGCUCAAGCGUUAGCUGCCCCUAAGGUAAAAUUUAACAUGCAUAAACAUCCUUACUACGAAAAUAAAAAAGUCGGACAAAUCCUGCAAUAUACACCUCAAAACAUUGCUCAAUUUUCAGACGUAAUUCCAAUAAAAACGAAUGUAAAUCAACAAUCGUAUGUACCGAAUAACCGUUUAAAUUAUAAUGUCUACUCUUUACUAAACCCUUACUCCUCGAAAAAUUAUCUUCAAAGUAAUGCAUUUAAACAACAUCAGAAUCCACCCUAUAUUUAUAAUAAUUACUAUACUAAUCAAUAUAAUCCAGUACUUGCACUAAGGCCAAAUAAUGCAAACGCAAAUACAGCAUUUCAACAACCAGGUAUGAAUACACAGAACAGUAUCUAUACAAUGCAAAACUACUUUAAACAGAACCAUCCCAACACUGUAUUUGGUCAAAACAUACAUGGCAUGCCACAUCCUUCAAAUUACAAUGCAAACGUAAUUUUUAGAUCUCCACGAGCCUACACAUAUAGUACAAGGUAUUUUCAUAAUAACGGACCUUUCACACAACAAACUUUAAAUUACUACAACGAUCAAAUGGUUAUCGAUAAGCUAGCAAAUUGGAUUAGUGGAACGAAUUCAGUGAAAUUGAAUUCAAAUAUCGACACUGAAGCUGAGAUAGAACUGACGUACAGAGUGAAUAAGCCACCCCCUUUGUACCGCCCAGCGGUUUUCUACGUUAAAUUCCGAAUGCCAUAUAGCCAAUUUGCUAAACACUUAGGUGAAUUGUUGAAGAUGCAAGAGAACUCAAGAUCGUCUUCAACAAACACAGAUUUGUACAAUGAUUUGGCGACACAAUACAAUGCUACAGUAAUACCAACAGAUAUGGCCAGGAUUCCCGAAGAUAUAAAAAGUCCAGAGGAAAAGUUUUUAGUUAGAGCGAGAUACAUCCAACCGGAUGAUUCAGGCAAUGACAAUAAUUCAAAUUCAGUAGAUAUAAUUAAUUUGGUCAGAGACGAAGAACCGAACAAUGCAAAUGUUGAAAAUCCAGUUAAUAAUGUAGAAAAUAAUGGUCAAAUUUCACUGAAAAAUGUGAAAUAGCGCCAAUUUUGCAGAAAAAAACCAGCGUGAUUGUCUCGAUUCCUUUAUUGGAGAAAUUGUUAACAAAUUGAACGAAUUUUAUAAAAUACGCCAUGCCAUGAUAUUCGUGUCUUGGUUACCUAUUCUGAUUAUAAUGUUUUGAAGAUAAUGCUAUUAUUCUCAAUAUUACGUAUUUAUAAUAUUUAUUGUGUUUUAUUAUUAAAGUACUUUUAAGUACUUUAA